Messenger RNA from Mollisia scopiformis, 2027 nucleotides. Its product is annotated as dimethylaniline monooxygenase (N-oxide forming). Gene Ontology annotation, molecular function: monooxygenase activity; flavin adenine dinucleotide binding. Lineage: Eukaryota; Fungi; Ascomycota; Leotiomycetes; Helotiales; Mollisiaceae. The transcript has 2 exons. The coding region runs from base 26 to 1927 and encodes 633 amino acids. The record is from RefSeq and is a predicted model, not a curated record.
AAACAAUUCCAGCAGAACAGCAGAAAUGGCCACCGCAGCUGUUCAGAGCAUGCCUACGCGUGCAAUUCCUUCAUCCCAACGCGUUGAACCAGGAUCAGUUAAUCUACAUGUUGCUGAUUUCUCGAAUAUCAAGGUCGUGAAGCCAGAGGAUAUCGACAAGGCUACAGAUGAAUGGGUCAGCUCAUUCAACAAAGUUAUUCAAAGUUCAGACUUUGCGGGUCUCUCGGAUCUCUUCCUCCCAGAAGCUUACUGGCGUGACCAUCUCUGCCUAUCAUGGAACGCUCACACAUUCAAGGAUCCAGAGAGCAUGAAAGAGUUCUUAAAGAAAGGGUGCAGGUUAAAGAAUGUAGCUGUCGACCGAAGCAGUGACUUCCGAAGACCUACUAUCACAGGAUUCGAUGGUCAAGGAAAGAUCCAAGGUGUUCAGACAUUCCUCACUACAGAGUCAGAUGUCGGCAGGGGAAUUGGUGUUGCGAGAUUGGUUCAACAUGAUGGGAAGUUGAAGGCAUUCACAUUAUUUACGUCUAUGAGAGAAUUGAAAAAUCACGAGGAAGCUGUCUUUGGACGAAGACCAGAAGGUGUUGCUCAUGGUGGACGACCAGGAAGAAAGAAUUGGCAAGAACGUCGCAUCGCAGAGGAGAAUUGUGACGAUGAGGAUCCUGCUGUCUUGAUUCUGGGUGCUGGUCAAGGUGGUUUAACACCCGCUGCGCGUCUGAAAAUGCUCGGAGUCAAGACCCUGAUCAUCGAUCGAAAUGAACGUGUCGGAGACAAUUGGAGACAACGAUACCACCAACUCGUCCUGCACGAUCCUGUCUGGUACGAUCAUAUGCCCUACAUCAACUUUCCACCCCAUUGGCCAAUCUUCACUCCAAAGGAUAAGUUGGCAGAGUUCUUCGAGUCGUAUGCAAAGCUCCUCGAACUCAAUGUUUGGAUGAGAACCACGAUCAAGGACUCGAAAUGGGAUGAAGCGAAGAAACAAUGGACAGUCACUCUCGAGCGCGAGAAAGAGCCAGGUGUUGUCGAGACUCGUGUCAUCCAUCCCAAGCACAUCAUUCAAGCCACAGGCCACUCUGGCGAGAAGAACUUCCCAUCCCAUAUCCCUGGCAUCAAAAACUUCAAGGGUGACAGACUCUGUCACUCGUCCGAAUUCACAGGCGCUAAGAUGAAUGGCAACGGAAAGAAAGUUCUCGUCGUCGGAUGCUGCAACUCAGGUCAUGAUAUCUCGCAAGAUUUCUACGAGAAGGGCUACGACGUGACAAUGGUCCAACGUUCCUCAACCUGCGUCAUCUCCUCCGAAGCAAUCCUCAAAAUCGGCUUAGCAGGCCUCUACGACGAGCAAGGCCCACCAGUUGAGGACGCAGAUCUCGCAUUCUGGAGUAUCCCCUCACCUGUCCUCAAGAACAUCCACCAAGACGUAACAGCAAUCCAAAACAAGCACGAUGCCAAACUCCUCGAAGGACUCGAAAAAGCCGGCUUCAAACUCGACGAAGGUCCCGAUGGCGCCGGAUUAUUCAUGAAAUAUUUCCAACGAGGAGGCGGAUACUACAUCGACGUCGGAGCCUCACAACUCAUCAUCGACGGCAAAAUCAAGAUGAAGCAAGGCCAAGAAAUCGCCGAGAUCCUGCCCAACGGCAUGAAAUUCGCAGACGGUUCCGAGCUUGAAGCAGACGAGAUCAUCUUCGCAACAGGAUACAAGAACAUGCGAACUCAAGCUCGAACCAUCUUCGGCGACGAACUGGCUGAUAAGGUGACCGAUGUCUGGGGAUUCGAUGAGGAAGGAGAGAUUAGGACGAUAUGGAGGAAGACGGGGCAUCCGGGAUUCUGGUUCUUUGGUGGGAAUUUGGCGUUGUGUAGGUAUUGGUCGAGGAUGAUUGCUUUGCAGAUUAAGGCGCUUGAGGAGGGGAUUUGCGAGUAUAGUGAUCGAUAGGGGCGUGAUGGAUUUGAAGGGAAAUGGAUCGUGCUUAGAUGUUGAUUGCUUAGCCUGGCUUUGACAGCGAAGGAUUUUAUGAAUGAAAAUCGAUGAAAAU